AUGGGGGUCACCGGGGCCACCAGGGUCAUGGGGUCACCAGGGUCACCAGGGACACAGGUAUCACCAGUGAUCACCAGGGCCACCAGGGCCACCGGGGCCACCAGGGCCACCAGUGUAAUCAAUAUCACCAGGGCCACUGGGGUCACCAGUCCCACCAGUGUCACCAGGCACAUGGGGUCACUGGGGUCACCAGGUCCACCAGGGUCACCAGGGCCACCGAGGUCACUGGGGUCACCAGGAAAACGGGCACCAGGGACAUCGGGGCCACUGGGGUCACUGGGAUCCCCGGGUUCACCAGGGUCACCGGGGUCACCAGGGUCAUGGGGUCACUGGGGUCACCGGGGUCCCCAUGGCCACCCCCACCCU
Messenger RNA from Mesitornis unicolor (brown roatelo), 366 nucleotides. Its product is annotated as collagen alpha-3(IX) chain-like. The record is from RefSeq and is a predicted model, not a curated record. Lineage: Eukaryota; Metazoa; Chordata; Aves; Mesitornithiformes; Mesitornithidae.